Messenger RNA from Porites evermanni, 7576 nucleotides. The record is from the annotation of a GenBank genome assembly. NCBI's taxonomy places the organism in Eukaryota, Metazoa, Cnidaria, Anthozoa, Scleractinia, Poritidae.
AUGAUCUUUUUUUUAUUAAACACACUUUGUGAUGCUGUUUUUGUUUUGUCGACUUUAGUACCUGGCUUAAAGAAUUCUGUCAUUGUGGGAAAUAAUUCUGAAUACUUGUCUAACUUGACCAACUGGAUAAAACCUAUUAAGAGUGACAGUGAUUGGAAACUCUGCUGGAGAGCAUCACGUGAUGGCUGGGAUAGCAGUCGAUUCCAUUCCCUAUGUGACGAGAAAGGACCAACAGUUACUAUUGUAAAGGUUGGAAAGUAUAUCUUUGGAGGUUACACCAGUUUAUCAUGGAGUAAGUAUUCUAGUCUUAGUUUGCGUGUUUAAAAGUGUCUAGAUUAUCACAUUUCAGUUGUACUAUUUAUUUGACGUUUCAUUUUUCUUUUUCCUAAAGUUAUCAUUUGUUCAAACUGGCACAUGCAUUUUUAUACGUUUUGGCCUUGGUCCAAGUUGAACGAUCAAAAAUAGAAGUUUUAUUAGUUGAAGGCAUUCGAAACCCGAUUCUCGAAUGUAGGAUCCUUGGGUAACGAAUUAGGUUUAGAUCGCGUUAUUGUGGAAAGCCAUCAAAGAUUUUCGAAAACGCUGACGGAAAAUACUGCCAGUUACCAUACAUGACCUGGCUGCAUGCAUUAACAAACAACAACGCGGUAAAAUUAAAAACAUCACUUCCAAGGAUAGGCCCGGCUGGGAACGAAAAUUUACCACCAGACAUGCGUUGUCGAUGGCUGAGACGGUGGACGCUUAAAAUGAUGAAUGUGUGGACCCGGAGCUUUUGAUGAGUUUAUAUUAAUACGAAAACGCUUAAGGUUUUGGGAAACGCAUUAAUGAACAUGCUGGCCUUACAGUGACGUUUUGUUGGAUUCUUUCUAUUCUUUAUUUAGGUUCUGGUUGCUUUGGCCAUCAGUACGAUUCACAAGCCUUUUUGUUCUCCCUGGUAAACAAGCCAGGAUGGGCACCUGUAAAGUUCGAUCAGCGGUACGGCUCACUGUCCGAAUCCAUAUACAGAUGUUACUCUGGUCCUACUUUUGGAGGAGGUCAUGACUUGCGAAUCUCUCCUAGAUACAAUUCAUUUUACACAAAUCUCGGCCACACGUACAGUCCGCCGAGCGGCUACAGCUAUGGUAGCACCUUUACUCAUUCAUUCCUGGCAGGAUCGUAUUAUUUCAAUCCGGGUGAAAUAGAAACGUUUUACGACGCAGCCUUUACAUCACAAGGUAGGUUCGAGGAUGAGCUAGCGUCACUAUAUAUUAUAUAUAAUUUUUCCAGGAAUUUUAAAAACUGAUAAGUAAUCUAGCCAUCCUAAUUAUAAAAAGUUCAGGGAUUGAUCAAAACACUAAUUUCAACAACAAAUUUUCAACGUAUAUCUUCUUCAGAACUUUUGCUUUCAUGUCAUUAUAAACGCCUAAAAUUGGUUACCGUUCUUGCUUGGGACGCGUAAAACCAACUAAAGGCCGUUAAUUAACACCCUAUUAAAUGUUUCUAGCCUCCGUCAUGCCAGGCAUUAAACCUCGAUAUAACCCUUUUUUAGGGUCAAGGGACUGGCCAAAUUCUUCGCUGUAACGAAGUUUCGUUAUACAUCAAGGUUCUUUUCCAUAUAUUUUACUAUUACUAGGUUAAAGAAAUUCGUUCGUUAUGCCGAGUACUUCGCUACAUAGAGGUUCGUGACACUUAUACGGAGGUUCCCGCACUUUACCCACUUUGACUGCAAUCAGGUCGAUUUCUAAAACAAAUAUUGAUAGAUGACAACGGCUGACUUCACGGUUAACAGGUGACAGGUAGCUACGGUUGAUCUAAAAAAGAUGUCAUAAAUUCGUUGGAAAAUUUCAUGCCAGGCUCAUGAUAUUCAUUGUAACGAUUUUGAAAUUCAAAUCUUCUAGAAGGAAACAUAAGCGCGCUGUUAAAUGAGGAGACAAUAUAAAAACCUCAAGUACUGACAACGCUAUCUAAAAAACUUCCACAGCUUCAGCUUGAACAAUCAGUCCAAGUUACACGGCUUCAACGACGGCGUCGCCAAGUUUAUCGCCAUUCCAAAAGAACUUUACCCUUUUAUUUCUAUACCUCUCAUCGGUUAAACGGUUUUAUAUUAAAAUUCAUGUAGUUCUCAAUUUAUUAUUUUCGUAUUUUUCUCUUAAACGUUUGUUAUGUUUGUUUACGGAGCUGUAGUAAACCCAAAAAAAGACACUCUGAUAUCAGCCUUCUUUAAUAAUUAGGAAACGCUACAAGUAUCUCUGUACAUGCACCUUUUAAAGGCGGGCGUAGAAUCUUAAGCUAUCUUACGCUGCAGUUUAAGGUGUUUCGAUACAGUUUUUCGAAGACCAUGCCAAGAUUUUUCAAACGCCUUAAAAGUAAUCCUCACUUGUCCGAUCGCUAUGACAUUAUCACCACGGACUGAUUUUGGAUUGAAGUUUCUUAAAAUUUAGUUCGAUAAAUAAAAUCGACAUCACUAUUACAAAAAACCAAUGAUUAAAACGUUGAAAUCGGUAAAAGCCGAAUUUUGCGCGAUCUAGACUUUUCCUGCUACUGAAAAUCCCACUUUAGGAACUUAAAGUGUGCUGUUUAGCAAGCAACCUCCGUGAGAAGUAAAAAAAUCUGUAUGUUUGUAUUGGAACAAAACGUAAAUUUAAUUCAAACCUUAUAUUUUCAAAAGCCGUUAUAAAUUAUGUAGUAAAAAAGUUCUGAACUACUCAAACUAAUCUUAAAUAGCGUCAGAAUUUAAUAUCAUAUUUCAAUGCUAGGAAAUUUUGGUAUAUUUUCCAGAUUUUCUUUUCCGAAUUUGAAAACUAACCUUUUCUGUCACCACCUUAACUUGUGUAAGUGCAACUUUAUUGUUCAAAAUGUUGACUUUUAUUGCUUUUCUAUAUAUUGAACGGCUCGACAGAAUUCUUUUUAAACCUCAUCACCAAAUCUUCACGAUGUAUAUAAUAAUGUUUGAAACUUUCAUGAAGAUUGAUUCACUGCAACACCUUUAAAUUUCAAGACGAACCUAACCUACAAACCGGUCAAAAAUCCGCGUUACAACGUUCACUGUUUUGAUGUUACGCUAAUGUUUUCAAAUUAAUGCACACCAUACAUACCUCCAUGAUUAGUACAUUUCAGUGAGGGGGCUUUAGAGAGUUAAAUCCAAAUUUUUUUCCGGAGAAGCAUGCCCCCUCGGCCGAAAUCGGUCAGUCAACCCAGAUCCGCGCCUGCAUCCAAUGAUCUUUUUUUAUUAACACAUUUUUGUGGUAUCGUUUUUGUUUUGUCCACUUUAGUAACUGGCUUAAAUAAUUCUGUCAUUGUGGGAAAUAAUUCUGAAUACUUAUCUAACUUGACCAACUGGAUAAAACCCAGAAGAAGUGAAAAUGAUUGGAAACUCUGCUGGAGAGCAUCACUUGAUGGCUGGGGUAACAAUAUAUUCCAUUCCUUAUGUGACGAAAAAGGACCAACAAUUACUAUUGUAAAGGUUGGAAAGUAUAUCUUUGGAGGCUACACCAGUUUAUCAUGGAGUAAGUAUCUCAGUUGACUUAUUUAAGUAACUGUUUUCUGGCCUUACCACCAGACAUGCGUUGUCGAUGGCUGAGACGGUGGACACUUAAAAUGGUGAAUGUGUGGACCCGGAGCUUUUGAUGAGUUUAUUAAUUAACACGAAAACGCCGAAGGUUUUGGAAAACGCAUUAGUGAACAUGCUGGCCUUUCUAUUCUUUGUUUAGGUUCUGGUUGCGUUGGCCAUCAGUACGAUUCACAAGCCUUUUUGUUCUCGCUGGUUAACAAGCCAGGAUGGGCACCUGUAAAGUUCAAUCAGACAGGAUUGUAUGGGUAUCUCCAAUUGUAUUCCAUAUACAGCUGUUACAAUUUUGGUCCUAUUUUUGGAGUUUAUGACUUGUAUAUUUAUUCCCACAAUUCUUAUUCAAAACUCGGCUCCACGUACAGUCCGCCGAGCGGCUACAGCUUUGAAAGCAACUUUGCUCAUUCAUUCCUGGCAGGAUCGUAUCAUUUCAAUCCGGAUGAAGUAGAAACGUUUUACGACGUAGCCUUUACUUCACAAGGUAAAGGUUCGAGGAUGAGCCAGAGUCACUAUAUAUUGUAUAUAAUUUUCCAGGAAUAUUAAAAAUGAUAUAUAAUCUAGCCAUUUUAAAAAGUUGCAGGGAUUAAUUAAAAACAAAUUAUAGGUUAAUUAAGACGCCCGCAACAACAAAUUUUCAACGUAUAUCUUCUUGUGAACUCUUGCUUUCAUGUUAAAAACGCCUAAAAAUGGGGUUACCGUUCUUGCUUGGGACGCGCUGUAAAAGCAAGGUCGUCUGAAUACACCUUACUAAGUGUUUCUGGCAUCUGCCAUGCCAGGGAUUGAAACCUCGAUAUAACGAAGGGCCGAGGGACUGGCAAAAUUUGUUCACUGUAACGAAGUUUCGUUAUAUAUUAAGGUUCUUUUUGAUAUAUUUUACUAUUACUGGGGUAAAGAAAUUCGUUCGUUAUGCCGAGGACUUCGCUAUAUAGAGGUUCGCCGGUUAUAUCGAGGUUCCAUGCACUGUAUACCCACAUUUGCUAAUUGCAAUCAGGCAGUUGUCUAAAACAAAUAUCGAUAGAUGACAACGGCUGACUUCACAGCUAACAGGUGACAGGUAGCUACGGAUGAUGUCAUAAAUUUGUUGGCAAUUUUGCCGCCAUGCUGAUGAUGUUCAUUGUAACGAUUUCGAAUAUCAAAUCUUUUAGAAGAAAACAUCAGAGCGCCGUUAGUUGAGGAGACAAUAUAAACCUCAACUACUGACCACGCUAUCUAAAAAAAUUCCACAGCUGCAACAAGAAAAAUCAGUCCAAGUUACAGGGCUUCAGCUAGUGCGUCACCAAGUUUAUCACCAUUGGUUGUUUUCACAGAUAUUAAACUUUAGGGUUUCAUAGUGGAAGUCUACUCUGUGUCAAUUCAUGUUCGAGGAUAAGCUAGCGCUACUAUAUGUUAUAUCAGUAUAGUUUCCAGGAAUUUUAAAAAAUAACAAGUAAUCUAGCCAUUUUAAAAGUUGCAAAUUUUCAACGUUUAUCUUAAUUUUCUUCUGAACUUUUCCUUUGGUGUCGAAAACGCCUUAAAAUAGAGUUAUCGUUGUUUCUUGGGACGCGUUAAACCAAGGGCGUUAUAACAUACACCUUAGUAAGUGUUUCUGGCAUCCGCCAUUAGGCAUCAAACCUCGAUAUAACGGAGGCGGGGCCAAGGGACUGGCCAAAUUUGCUCGCUGUAACGAGGUUUCGCUAUAUCAAAUAAAGAAAUUCGUUCGUUAUACCGACACGAGGACUUCGCUAUAUAGAGGUUCGUUAUAGUGAGGUUCCACUGUACUGACUUUUGCUCCGAUCACAAUUGCAAUGAGUGAGAUGACUAAAAAAAUAUCAAUAGAUGAAAACGGCUGAUUUCACGGCUAACAGGUUACAGGUAGCUACGGUUGAUCUAAAAGACAUGUCAUAAAUUCGUUGGCAAAUUUCCCGUCAGGCUGAUGAUGUUCAUUGUAACGAUUUUGAAUAUCAAAUCUUUUAGAAGAAAAUAUAAGAGCGCCGUUAGUUGAGGAGACAAAUAUAAACCUCAACUCCCUACCACGCUAUCUAAAAAAUAUUCCACAGCUGCAACAAGAAAAAUUCCAAGAUACACGGCUUCAGCUAGUGCGUCACCAAGUUUAUCGCCAUCACUGAGUGUCAGUGCAUCGGUUUCACCAAGCACUUUACCGUCAGUCAGUGCAAGCGUGCCACUCCUUUCAUCAGGUGAGUUUGAGGAGUUAGACACCUGGCCUUUUGUGGAAGUUCGUUCACCUUGAGCUACUAGAUAUUAUUUUUAUUAGCGUUGUUGCAAAUGAAGUAGAAUAGUUCAGUGAAACGCUAUUUUUAGUUGAUAAUGAGCGAUCUGAGGUAACCAGUUGUUCAAUUAUGUUAAAUAUAACAGCACAAGAUUGAGCAGGGGGAGGGAGGGGGGGGGGCUGGAGGAGUGGGGAGGCUGGAUUCAACCCAAGAUUAUUCUCAGAUAUUUUGGAACGAUUUGGGACAAAGUGUCUUAUUCUCAGUAGCUGUUCAUUUUAAUGUUAGGCGUAUUUUAUGAUAAUGUAAAGUUCAUAUAUUAAACUACAGGAGAGAUAUUAAACAAGAUAACCGUCUCGUUUCUUAACUUCAGACUUUGCAAAAUGGAUUGCUGUUUUUGUAGAAUUAAACUUUAGGGGUUCACAAUGAAAGUCUACUUUGUGCCAAUUCAAGCGCCAUAAAAUCGCGUUAAUUACUGAAAAUUUACUUAGUUGGUUAUGUUUGAAGAUAAUCCUGUUAGUCAACAAUGCUGACUAUGGUGGGCGAAUUGGUGGGCAGAGAAGUAACACCAAUACUUUGUACAUCUUGUUUGUGUCUCGCACUUUGUGUUCUACAUUUUGCGCCUGCUAAAAGUACCUGUUGUUAAGGGUAGGCUAUUUAUUUAUUAUUCUUCUAUAUAUAAAUCUCCGAAUUCAUGACAGCUUUUGUGUUUGUCUGUUAUUUUUCUGAUCCCUGCAUAGUAACAAUUCACACAAAUCCGUUUAUUAAUAAGAUGGUAGCUCCAAGAAAAGUGGCAUGCUUUAGAGGUGCUCUUAAUCUCGAGGAGGUACUAGGCGAUUUUGCAGGAAACACUCAUAAUGCAGUGGAAAAGUGCGCUGCGUUGGCUCGCGACAAACAUUACAUAAUGUUCGCGUUGGGGGAGAAUAGUGUGUGCCUAUCCGGAGCAGACGUUCAUAACAGAUACUAUAGCAGUGGUACAAAUAAUGCGAAAUGUAAAGACGGCAUUGGCAAGGGAGAUAGUAUGUUCGUUUAUUCCUUAGGUUAGUAGUGUUGCUUUAACUACAUCGUUCGAUCGUCUAAAAAUACUAGAGCUGCUGCAAAAAGACGAUCACAAGUCGUUGAAAUAGAUUGAAAACGUGACUUAAUUCAGUGGUAAUAAACUUUGAUUGGUUUAAUAUGAUCUUAAUACCAACAAGAGAAAUGACUUGUUUAAUUGUCAUGCUUUUCCUUUGUUUUAUGGUCCAACUGUUUUUUAUGGGGAGGUUUUGCCCCGAAGUCUAACCCCAGUUACCCUUUUUAAUAUCAUUUUUGUCUGACGGAAAACAAGAUACCCCUUAUUGACAAAUGGUGCCUCUUUCACAUACCUAGUCAUUUUGCGUCCCUUUUAACUGCCAUAAAUGCCAGUCUUUAAUAUAGGAAUAAAUCACAUAAUUCAUUAGAGCGUUUUCUUUACUUUUAAUCAUUUUUUUUCUCGUCUUAAUUUUUUUCUUUUUUAAUUUCUUAUGCAGACCGCUUGCCUGAUCUACAGCCAAUUGGAUGUUACCGAGACAAUGACGACAAAAAUCAGGGCGCCUUACCGGUUAUUUACGCAAACUUCAGUGGUCAGAUUAACUGGACACAAGUGGAGACAGUGCAACAGUGCGCACAAGUGGCCUUCAACAAAGGUUUCGAAUACUUCGCCGUUCAUGAUUAUGGAGAAUGCUACACUGGAGACGAUGCUUCGGAAAGAAAUACCGAAUAUGAUGAGAGUGCUGAUUGUGUGGAGACUGACAAAAAGUCAGGAUAUAAAGUGGGCAAAAAGAACACUUAUUUUUUUUAUCGGAUACACUAG